Molecule: messenger RNA, 5680 nt
Organism: Betta splendens (Siamese fighting fish)
Lineage: Eukaryota; Metazoa; Chordata; Actinopteri; Anabantiformes; Osphronemidae
Gene: slkb
Product: STE20-like kinase b
Exons: 19
Coding region: 665-3895 (1076 amino acids)
Biological process (GO): protein phosphorylation
Molecular function (GO): protein serine/threonine kinase activity; ATP binding; protein binding
Source: RefSeq, a predicted model, not a curated record
GUUCUUUCGUACAGACGAGGGCAGCAAAACACUGAAGUUGCCCCGAGGCCUGAUAAACACGAGGAGCAUUAGGAGAAAAAGGCACUGGCGCGCGCUCACGUGAAUGCGCAUUGACACUAAAUCCGCUAGACUCCUAAAGCCGUCCCCACGCCAAGGAAAAUAUUACUGUUUUUACCGUUUUGUGUUUACGUUAAUGUAUUGCCUCGUAUCUGUUUUUAUGCGAAAGGAGACGAGUAAAUUAUUCAGUGGACUACAACUGUUUGGACGGACGUUCUACGCCUCUUAUUGUUGAGGAAAGGCCCCCGCAAGCGUUGUCGGGCCAGCGGUUCGGGAGUUGGAACAGCGACUUUCCGCACUAGCUAGUUGGCUUAAACAUAAAGUCGUGUUUCAGACCACACGACACGUUUAAUUCAACCAUUAUUCGUUUUUUCGGUAUUAACAAUGACCCGUGACGUGCGAAGGAGCUAUUCUCUGGACUGGCCAAAACGGUGUCAAAGGCUAAGCUAGGUUUUGAUCGUCAGUCUUAUGAAAGCUAAUGUUACGGGGUUUGUAGCCAAUGGGAUAUUAAAGUAAACUGUUUUUAAAACUUACCCUGUAAACGUACGUUGGCGUUUAAAGUGACUUGCCUUGUAAACCGUUACUGUUGAAUGUCCGUGGAGUCAGUAUGUCAUUUUUUAAUUUCCGUAAAAUAUUUAAAUUGGGAUCAGAGAAGAGGAAGAAACAGUAUGAACAUGUGCGAAGAGAUGAAAAUCCAGAGGAAAUAUGGGAAAUGAUCGGUGAACUGGGAGAUGGAGCUUUUGGCAAAGUGUUCAAGGCGCAGAACAAACAGACAGGUGUCCUAGCUGCAGCCAAGGUUAUUGACACAAAGACAGAGGAGGAGUUGGAAGACUACAUGGUGGAGAUUGACAUCCUGGCCUCGUGUGACCACCAAAAUAUUGUUAAACUACUUGAUGCUUUCUACUACGAGAGUAAACUCUGGAUCCUCAUCGAGUUUUGUGCAGGAGGAGCUGUGGAUGCUGUCAUGCUUGAGUUGGAGCGAGCUUUAACAGAGCCUCAGAUCCGAGUGGUGUGUAAGCAGACUCUGCAAGCCCUCAUUUACCUCCAUGACAACAAAAUCAUCCACAGAGACCUGAAGGCUGGCAACAUCCUGCUCACACUGGAUGGUGAUGUCAAGCUGGCUGACUUUGGCGUGUCUGCAAAAAACACAAAAACGUUGCAGAGGAGAGACUCUUUUAUUGGAACACCUUACUGGAUGGCACCUGAGGUGGUGAUGUGUGAGACUUCCAAGGAUCGUCCAUACGACUACAAGGCAGAUAUCUGGUCUCUCGGCGUCACUUUAAUUGAGCUGGCACAAGUUGAGCCGCCCAAUCACGAGAUGAACCCCAUGAGAGUCCUGCUGAAAAUAGCUAAGUCUGAUCCUCCUACUCUGAUGCAGCCAUCACGCUGGUCCCCAGAGUUCAGCGAUUUCUUAAAGCGUUGUUUGGACAAGAAUGUAGACAACAGAUGGAGUGCUGCACAACUUCUACAGGGUUUAAUGUGCUCGGCCAAAUCAGAGCCACUUAGUUACAUAGAAGCAGAGCGGGGCACACUAAGGAUAUACAGUGCAGUGCUGCGAAGAUUAUUAAGUGAAUCUUCAAUGGGUUUGAAAAUACAGAACAGCAGUCUGCCACCAGUGAAGGUUUUGGUAUCAAAGAAGCUGCAUAUUUUGAGACCAGCUAUUGAAUAUGUGCAGGAGAUUUCGAAGUUAAAGAAGCAUUCCUUUGUGUCCAGUGUGAAAGACAACAAGCCACUGAGGGAUCUUAUAGCCGAGGCAAAGGCAGAGGUUACAGAGGAGAUAGAAGAUCAGAAAGAGGAAGAAGAGGAGGAAGAGACAGCAGAAGCCCACCUGGGCCAUAAACGCGCCCCAUCUGAUGUCAGCAUUGCCAGUUCAGAGGAUGAAAAGAUCCCCCUGUCCCCCUCUAUCCUGGAGUCAGUCCCUGAGAAGGGUGAGGCCAUUAUUCCCUUAGCUUUGCCCCAUGAGGUUCCCCUUGGGAAUGUGUUGGAUUCUAGCUUUGUGGAAGAACCUGCCACCCCUGGAGACAAAGCUUCAAACACACCAGAUGGAAAAGGAGCGGUAGAAACAAAGUAUCCAGAUGAAGGAGGAGAUGCUUCCACACCAGAACCAGAGACUGUACCAGAAGUGCCUGCUAAGGAAGUACAGCAACUAGAAACUGCUGCUGAGAAUGAAAAAGAAGUGGACACAGCUGAGCUUUCAGCCAUUGAACAGACAGAGAGCAUAGGGGUCACAGAAACUCCUCAGGAAGAAAAAGUGGCUGCUGUGGAGGAACCAAACCCUGCAUUGGCGGAGGAAGGCGAGGAGAGCCCCUAUCAACAUCUGAAAGUGGUACUAACACUACCGGACCAUGACAAAGCUGUCCCAGUGGAGGAGAAUGGCAAAGAACCUGCAGAGGAGGAUAAAAUAAAUACAGAAGAUGAAAAGAAAGUGCCAGACAAAGCUAAGGAUGACAAGGAAAGAGAUUCAGACUCUGGCAGGGGCUCUGUGGCAGAUAACAGCAGUGUAGACUUGAACCUGUCCAUCUCAAGCUUCCUCUCCAAAACUAAAGAACCUGGAUCUGUUUCCAUACAGGACACUAAGCGCCAGAAAAAAACACUAAAAAAGACCCGCAAAUUCAUUGUGGAUGGUGUAGAAGUCAGUGUGACUACAUCAAAGAUCAUCACUGACAAUGAUACCAAGAAUGAGGAAAUGAGAUUCCUGAGACGCCAAGAGCUGAGGGAGCUGCGUCUGCUGCAGAAGGAGGAGCAGAGAGCUCAGCAGCAGCUCAGCAACAAGCUUCAGCAGCAGAAAGAACAGAUCUACCGCCGCUUCGAACAGGAGACCACAAGUAAGAAGCGUCAGUAUGACCAGGAGGUAGAGAACCUGGAGCGGCAGCAGAAGCAAACCAUCGAGAAGCUAGAGCAGGAACACACCAACCGUCUCCGGGAUGAGGCCAAACGCAUCAAAGCCGAGCAGGACAAAGAGCUGUCCAAGUACCAGAACAUGCUGAAGAACCGCAAGAAAGAGGAGCAAGAGUUUCUUCAAAAGCAGCAGCAGGACCUGGACAGCGCUUUGAAGAAGAUUAUCCAACAACACAAACACGAGCUCUCAACCAUUGAGAGAGACUGCCUCAACCACAAGCAGCAGCUUCUCAGAGCCAGGGAGGCUGCCAUGUGGGAGCUGGAAGAGCGUCAUCUGCAGGAGAAACACCAGCUAUUUAAACAGCAGCUCAAAGACCAGUACUUCAUGCAGAGGCACCAGCUGCUUAAGAGGCAUGAGAAGGAGAUGGAGCAGAUGCAGCGUUACAACCAGCGUCUCAUCGAGGAGAUGAAGAACAAACAGACGCAGGAGAGAGCCAGGCUGCCCAAGAUUCAGCGCAGUGAAGCCAAGACUCGCAUGGCCAUGUUCAAAAAGAGUCUCCGUAUCACUGGAGCCGUCAUCACUCCUGAGCAGGAGAGGGAGAAGGUCAAACAGUUUGCAGCUCAGGAAGAGAAGAGACAGAAGAACGAGAGGCUUCACCAGCAUCAAAAACAUGAAAACCAGAUGAGAGACCUACAGCUGCAAUGUGACACCAACGUCCGAGAGCUUCAGCAGCUGCAGAAUGAAAAGUGCCACCUGCUGAUCGAACAUGAGACCCAGAAGCUGAAAGAGCUGGAUGAGGAGCACAGCCUGGAGCUGAAGGAAUGGAGAGAGAAACUACGACCUAGGAAGAAGGCCCUGGAGGAAGAGUUUGCCAGGAAGCUGCAGGAACAGGAAGUGUUCUUCAAGAUGAGUGGCGAGUCGGAGUGCCUUAACCCAUCCACCCAGAGCCGCAUCUCUAAAUUUUACCCAAUCCCCAGUGUCCACUCCACUGGUUUCUAGGAAUUACCUGCAUGCACAGCCUUUACAUGGACAUAAGCACAGACACACACACACUAAUGAUAAAUAUGAGACUGAACCUGCUCUGCCUUGCUAUCGUCCUUUUGUUUUUUAUCAAUGAUCUUUGUAAUUCAGUCUACACUUGCUCUGUAUGACUGUGUUUGUGCUCAAACAGUCAUAGUUUGACACUAUUCUUGUUGUUUUGAAGGAAAAAUAUGAAGGACACUUACAGUUUUAGUGUUUGGGCCAUGACUUAUAACCUAACACUACCAGUACUCUAAAGCUCUGUCCAACAGUCCUUAGUGACUAAAUUAGUUUGAUAUAUUUUCCAGUGCCUGUAAUAUUGUUUUUGGCUUCUCACCAAUGUUUACUGCUCAGCAUUCAUCUCAUGUUUAGACUUUUGCACUAAGGAUUUUAUACCACUAAGAUUGGUUCUAUAUUUGAUAGCAGUUGUGUCAUUUAGAGUGGUUCAUAAAAUAGAAUGUAUUCCUGCAAAAGAAGGCAGCACCUUGAAGGAAUAAUGACGACAGGAAAUGUUUUUUUGUAAUAAAACACAACUGUCUGUAGGUGGUAUUUUUUAAAUCAUUAAGUAUUCAAAAAAACAUUUAUAGUGCAUGAUUUGAAUGCAACAUGUAGUAACCUUUAGCAGCAUAUCGUUUUAGGAUUUUUUGUUGUUGUUUUUCUUCAGGAUGCCUUGUGGUCUCAGGCAGGUUAAACCUUGAGACUGUAUUUAGCAGUAAAUGGUGCAAACCAUUGGUUCAUUGGUUGCGUACAGCAAAGAAGUUGUGGACGAGGGAUCACUGAUAGAUGGAUCACUGUGGUGACGAUUGGACAAGCAGUUAGUUUUGUAAAUUUAGAUAACACCACCCUUGGCGAGCUACAGUUAUGCAUCUAGUAGUGUGUGCUCUUCAGGGAUGAAAAUAGAAUGCAGUUCUUGCAGCCUCAGUCUCCAAACAUUGUAUAGCAUUUGAAAGAGCUGCAGAAUCCUUUUAGUGUCAUGAAACUGACUCAGCUUAAAACCGCUUUCAGUUUAUCUAUUUAAACAAAAAUCACAUAAUUGCAGUUUUUGUGUUUACGCUGUAUUUAGUCAUAUGCCUAUGUGUAUGUAGAUUUUCUGUUUUAUUAAAUGAUAGUACUGUUUUCAUUGUUACACUAGAUAAUAGCCUUAAUUAUUUCAGGAACAGAUAUACUGUAAACGUUUUAUGAAGCCUUCAAAGACAUAGACUCUUGGUGUUAUGAAGCACAGUAAUGCUUUUUUUUAAUGCAUAGUAAUUCAAAGAAAGAAACAGAAAAUAAGCUUAUAGCAUUUUCACCUUAGGCUGAUUUUGAAUGAUGCUAAAGCGGUGUAGUACUUGAUAGACCUGACUGGUUUAGGUCAUUGUGAAUUCCGAUUUAUUCCGGUUUACUUUGUCAUCUCAUUUUCUGUAUGAUUGGAUUUAAGGUCUGUCAAAUGUGUUUAAUACCUGAGGUGUUAAAUGCAUUUAUCAUUCUGAAGAAGUGCUGUGCACCUUGGCAACACGUUCUAAUAGCUAUUUAUAUGAAAUGCCACAUGAUUAGUGCUGUAAUUUAUUUGCUUGACUUAAGAGUAAAAACACAAAAGCGGUUCGGUCAGUUCUAGUCUUGUCAGCUAGAUUAUGUGAAACAAAUUGAUUAAAUUGUUGUGAUGAAAUGACUGAAAAAUAUCGUUCAUAUUAAAAUCAUUAUACAUAAAAAAACAAUUGUAUAGUUUUUAGGAUAGCUGUGUAAUGUAGAUUUAACAUUUUCUGUAAAUAAACAGUUUCCACUUAA